Messenger RNA from Eremothecium sinecaudum, 369 nucleotides. RefSeq names its product Cnl1p (gene CNL1). The record is from RefSeq and is a predicted model, not a curated record. Gene Ontology annotation, biological process: endosome organization. Lineage: Eukaryota; Fungi; Ascomycota; Saccharomycetes; Saccharomycetales; Saccharomycetaceae. The transcript has a single exon. Gene Ontology annotation, cellular component: BLOC-1 complex. Bases 1 to 369 code for a protein of 122 amino acids.
AUGAGCGAAGGGGAGGAGAUCAACAAGGAUCCGUUCCACGUGGACCAAUUGAUUCUGGAUUACGAUUAUUUGAUAUAUAGGAUUAAAGAUCAUGUGUCAACUAUCCACCUUGAAACAACUAAUGCUUGCAGAAGGCAGCAUGACUUGAUUACGAAAGGAAUUGUGGAGGAUAUUAUUGAAAAUAACAUCAAAGAGUUACGGAAUGUUCUCGGAAAGUGCAAGGAGCUAGAGGCGUACAUUUUACAGUUGAAUGCGCUUGAUUCUAUAGUAAAUACGUUUCAUGAGAGAGUCAAUGAAGUAAUAAAACAACUGCGUGAUAUAAAGGUACAUAACAUGAAUAUCUCUGAACAAAAUACUUCUACCAGGUAA